AUCCUUUACACAUUUUCAUCUCAUAUUAUUUAUUUGCGGAACAAAAUGAGUUUCAAAGUGAAAGUUUUCAUUCAGCAAAUUAUAGGAUUUCUUUUUUUAGUUAGCCUUUUACCUGCCCAAGCUUUUGUUCGUCAUCAUCGAUUUGUUAUUAAAGAAGCUCCAUACUCAAAACUUUGCAGCUCGAAGAACAUCUUGACUGUCAAUGGCCAAUUCCCAGGUCCAGUUCUCUAUGCCAAUACGGGAGAUACACUCGUUGUCAAUGUCCAAAACGAUGGAAGCCAAAACAUAACAAUUCAUUGGCAUGGAGUGAAACAACCUAGAUAUCCAUGGUCAGACGGACCUGAAUAUAUUACUCAAUGCCCAAUUCGACCAGGCACUAACUUCAGCCAAAAGAUUAAACUUUCAGACGAGGAAGGAACCCUGUGGUGGCAUGCACAUAGUGAUUGGUCAAGAGCCACUGUCAAUGGUGCCCUUGUUAUACGUCCUGCAUACAAAACUAAGUAUCCUUUCCCUAAACCUGCCACCGAAGUACCCAUCAUAUUAGGGGAGUGGUGGAAGAGGGAUGUACAAGCGAUGGUGAAUGAGUUUCUUGCAGGUGGAGGAGACGCUAAAAAGGCUGAUGCUUUUCUUAUAAAUGGUCAACCAGGAGACCUAUAUCCUUGCUCAAAAAAUGACACAUUCAAGCUAACAGUGGAGAAAGGCAAGACUUAUAUGCUCAGAAUGGUGAACGCCGUAAUGAACAAUCUCAUGUUCUUCUCCGUUGCAAAUCAUAAACUCACCGUCGUAGGAACGGAUGGUGCCUAUGUAAAACCAUUCAAAACUAAUUACAUCACUAUUUCACCGGGCCAAACUAUCGAUGUUUUGCUCGAAGCUAAUCAAAACCCUAAUCACUAUUACAUGGCUGCUAAGGCUUAUAAUAGCGUCGACGGAGUUGAAUUUGAUAGCACAACCACCACCGCCAUCCUCCAGUAUCGCGGAAAUUACACCCCUUCAUCACGGCCAAUUUUCCCAAAUAAUCUUCCGAAUUACAACGAUACAAAUGCAUCGUUUAAUUUCACGAGGACGUUCAAAAGCCUAGCCGAUAAAAAACACCCGGUGAACGUGCCCUUAAACAUUACUACCAAUUUAUUGUUCACGUUUUCGGUAAAUACAAUACCGUGCAAAAAUGAAUCGUGUGAUGGACCUAACGGGGACCGAUUUUCUGCUAGUGUGAACAACAUAAGCUUCAUUGUUCCUCGUAUUGACAUAUUAGGAGCUUAUUACAAGAACAUUAAAGGGGUUUAUCAAGAUGAAUUUCCUAGUUUUCCGCCUUUUAAUUUUAAUUUUACGGGUGAUUCUCUUCCUGUGGAAUUGCAACGUCCUGAUCGUAGAACGGAGGUCCACGUUCUUGAAUAUGGAUCAAAUGUAGAGAUUGUUUUGCAAGGAACUAGUCUUUUAGGUGGAAUUGAUCAUCCAAUUCAUUUGCAUGGAUAUAGUUUUUAUGUUGUUGGAUCAGGCUUUGGAAAUUUUGACAAGGAUAAAGACCCUUUGAAGUACAAUCUUGUUGAUCCUCCUCUUCAGAACACUAUUGCUGUUGUUAGGAAUGGAUGGGCUGCCAUCAGAUUUAAAGCUGAUAAUCCAGGAGUGUGGUUCAUGCAUUGCCAUUUUGAGCGUCAUGCGAGCUGGGGAAUGGAGAUGGCAUUCAUUGUCAAAGAUGGAAAAGGCUCCCAACAAAAACUCCUACCUCCCCCUCCCGAUGUGCCUAUGUGUUGAAUUCCAUAGCCCAAAUUUAACUAAUCUUUUAGCACAUCUAAUGAGGGGAUAUAGAAAAAUAUUGUGCUUAUUACUGAUUUUAUUACUUCGUUUGUAUAACUUAUAGCUUCAAAAUUCAUGUCUUUGUUUUUCUAUCAUGUAAUAAAAUUGAUUAUUGGUGGUGUACGUACUAAAUAUUUGAUGAUGAAUAAGGUAAUUCUCAUUUUAUAUUAGUAGAAA
Lycium ferocissimum is the source of this 1971-nucleotide messenger RNA. Its product is annotated as laccase-14-like. The transcript is spliced from 6 exons. Gene Ontology annotation, cellular component: apoplast. Gene Ontology annotation, biological process: lignin catabolic process. Lineage: Eukaryota; Viridiplantae; Streptophyta; Magnoliopsida; Solanales; Solanaceae. The coding region runs from base 46 to 1752 and encodes 568 amino acids. The record is from RefSeq and is a predicted model, not a curated record. Gene Ontology annotation, molecular function: copper ion binding; hydroquinone:oxygen oxidoreductase activity.